UUCAUUUAUGCAAAUCUGGCGUAUCGACGGGAAUUACCUGUGGGUACGUAAUAUCAACAUAUGCACGUCUAGUGGAAAUUGAUAAUGGUGUUUCCUUUAUGGUCAUGACAAGAGACAUGGUAAGUAAGGUUGGUGCUAUAUCUACUAGCGGGGAUAAAUAUGCAGCUGCUGUUUCGGCAGCAGGAAUUCUUGAACGUA
Molecule: messenger RNA, 198 nt
Organism: Racocetra persica
Lineage: Eukaryota; Fungi; Glomeromycota; Glomeromycetes; Diversisporales; Gigasporaceae
Source: the annotation of a GenBank genome assembly